UAGGUAUUAGGGAUCUUUGAAAAAAAUGUCAGAGCUGAGGCCUCAGUUUUUUCAUGUUCUCAUGUCAAAAUUCUUCUACUUAUGCUCUUUCAUUCUCUCUCACCCUCUCUACUUCUCCUACUUCAUUUUCUUCUCUCCUUACAUUAUUAAACUCCUUUCAUUCCUCUCUCCUCUCUUCAUUACAACUACCCUCUUGCUCCUUGCCCUUUUUACCAUCUCUCCAAGUCUCAUUCUCCACAACAACGCGAAAGGAUUAACGCGGAAGGAUGAUGAACUCGACGUGUCAGAGGAAUUUGAAGCCUACAAAAUCGUGUUUGGCGCGUCCAUAAUUGAUGAUCAAGAAAACUCUGUUGAGUUCUUGGACUGUGCAUCAGCUGAGGAAAGUGAAUCCCCAAUUCUUGAUCAUGAUAAAUAUCAGUCUGUAACUGAUAAAUUGGGAGAAAAUUCAGCUGAAGUGGAGUGUACUACUAAGCAUGUCAUAGAGGAGAAAACAUUGGAAAAUUUCUUCAAAGAAGUGGAUGGGUUUGACAAAACCAGUUGGAGUGAUAAUGUGGAAGUGAAGAAAGUUGAUAAAAUCAUUGAAAAACAAGAGGAGACACUUGUGAGAAAUGUCCAUACUCAAGGACUUGGUAAAAAUCUUGAAAAUGUGGGAAUUGGUUAUGGAUCAAUGAGGAAAGAAAAAGAGUGGACAAGGACAUUGGCAUGCAAACUUUUUGAGGAAAGGCACAAUACUAGUCAUAGCAACAGUGAAGGAAUGGACAUGUUGUGGGAAACAUAUGAAACGGAGACAAAAAAGAACAAGGCAAAAAGGGCUAACAAUGUAAAGAAGAAAAAUAAAGGAGAGUUGAAGCGCUAUGAAAAAGAAUAUGAUGAGGAUGAACAAGAGAUGGAUGAUCAGCAGCUAUGUUGUUUGCAGGCCUUAAAGUUCUCAGCUGGAAAGAUGAAUUUGGGCAUGGGAAGGCCUAAUCUUGUCAAGAUUUCAAAGGCAUUUAGAGGUUUUGGAUGGCUAGGCAAGAAUAACAAGAAGGUGCAUUGUGGUGAUGGCUUCUAGUGAAAUUAGCUUUCUAUGAAUUGAAUCAGCUACAAGAAGAACACUAGUUAUGUAUUUUGAGGAUCAUAGUAAAUUGGCUAGUUUUAUGUCAAUUAGGUCCUAGCAACCCUUCCCCCUCCCCAAACCAACAAUCUCCUAUGAAAAUGUUGCUUAUCAUGCAAAGAUUCAAGUAGUUUUUUUAUUGUACAUGUAAAAUGCGACGUUGCUCGAACUCUUUAAAAAAUGUCUAUGGAUACAUGUCGAAUCCUCCAAAAGUAGUGUU
Lycium ferocissimum is the source of this 1313-nucleotide messenger RNA. RefSeq lists its product as uncharacterized. The record is from RefSeq and is a predicted model, not a curated record. Lineage: Eukaryota; Viridiplantae; Streptophyta; Magnoliopsida; Solanales; Solanaceae. The transcript is spliced from 2 exons. The coding region runs from base 26 to 1051 and encodes 341 amino acids.